Prinia subflava (tawny-flanked prinia) is the source of this 905-nucleotide messenger RNA. RefSeq lists its product as uncharacterized. The transcript has 7 exons. Lineage: Eukaryota; Metazoa; Chordata; Aves; Passeriformes; Cisticolidae. The record is from RefSeq and is a predicted model, not a curated record. The coding region runs from base 140 to 784 and encodes 214 amino acids.
ACUGGUGGAGCUGUGUGCCCCUGCCAAGAGCCACCGCGGUGCUCUGGGGCGGGCUGAGGUCCUGCCCUGCAGCCACCUUUGGAGCAGCAGCAGCUUGGGAAACACAGUGGAGUGAGGGGAGCUUGGAGGUGACCCUAAGAUGAAUCUCCUCACCCAGGUGAUCUCCCUCCUUCAGAUGCUGCAAGCCCCGGACUGGCUGUUCCUCCAGCCCUGGCACUGGCUGGGCUCCUGGGUGCGGCAGGUUUGGGGGUGCUGGCAUGAGAAUCCCAGCCGGGUGAGCAGCUCCAGGCAGGGCACCGGUGGCCCUGAAACACAGCUGGGUCCCCAGGCAGUGACCGGGGCGGUGACCACGGCAGGGUUCUUCCUCUGCGAGGGGCUGCUGGGACAACACUUCAACGUGGUCCCCAACGGGGUGGCUGAGCCCCAGCCUGGGGACCUCUUCCUCUUCCCGCUGGCCUCCGGGGCCCCUGGCUGGUGGGGCGCCCACGCUGGCAUCUACUGCGGUGACGGGGAGAUCAUCCACCUGGAAAGCAGCUCAGGGACGUCACCAUCGGGCAUCGUGGCUAAGCACGGCAAGAGCCACCUCCUGCGGACGCGGGGCCCGGCCAAGGUGCUGCGCAGGAAGGGAGGGCUGGACGUGGCUGCCCUGCAGCGCCGCAUCCGCGCGGCCAUGGAGCAGCCCGUGGAGUACAACACCAUCACCUGCAACUGCAUCCACUUCGCCCUCGCCCUCCUGGGGCUGGGCCACCUCGCUGCUGCCAUGGUGUCCCCAGCGCUGCAGUGAUGGAGGUGACGGUGCUCCUGGGGAGUGCAUGGGGCUGGAGCAUCCUACCCUGGGACCAGAACUGCACCAGUGACUUGUCAAUCCUCCUGUGUGGCAAUAAACAGUUACUUGGAAACCCUGA